Molecule: messenger RNA, 321 nt
Organism: Staurois parvus
Lineage: Eukaryota; Metazoa; Chordata; Amphibia; Anura; Ranidae
Source: the annotation of a GenBank genome assembly
AUGUCAUAUGAACGUCCUCCCAGAACGCGCUCUCCGUGAUCGCGGACACAGCUGAUCACGUGAUGUGGUAAAAGGCCAGCUGUCAGAUCGUGAGGAAAGUACUGCCGAGAACCGGCAGUUUGUCAGAGCGGGGAUCGGCACUGAUCAUCAGGGUCACUGAUCACCAGUGCCCCGAUGAUCGGUGCCCAGCAGUGCCACCCGCAAGUUCCGCCCACCUGUGCCCAGCAGUGCGCCCACUAUCUCCGCCCACCUGUGCCCAGCAGUGCACCCACCUGUGCCCAGCAGUGCACCCACCUGUGCCCAGCAGUGCACCCACCUGUG